Messenger RNA from Perca flavescens (yellow perch), 5527 nucleotides. It is a transcript of the gene ntn1b, whose product is annotated as netrin 1b. Lineage: Eukaryota; Metazoa; Chordata; Actinopteri; Perciformes; Percidae. The transcript is spliced from 7 exons. Bases 2309 to 4111 code for a protein of 600 amino acids. The record is from RefSeq and is a predicted model, not a curated record. Gene Ontology annotation, biological process: animal organ morphogenesis; tissue development; dendrite development. Gene Ontology annotation, cellular component: basement membrane. Gene Ontology annotation, molecular function: protein binding.
ACUUAACUUCUGGUACAGUAUAUAUGCAUUUUGUCAUUGUACUUGUUUUGAAAUAAAAGAGAGAGAGGGGAACAACAGGUGACACUGCCAGAUGUAGGCCUACAGCUGGCCCCUACAAACCCAACUUAAUUAUGCGUAUCCCACAACCCUUCAAUAAUGGAAAACAUAUAUAUGUACUACUACUGAGACUCAAUACUCUAUAAAAUACUUUGCCAAAAAAACUUUAAUCUGUUAUUCUGAACGCACUGAUAACAGCCUUCUGCAGCUUUUAAAAGGGGAACAGGAAAUCUGCAGAGCUUAAAUAACACUGCAGUUAGAUAUGAUGGAUGUUUUGCAACAGAUGCUUGUUCCUAGUUAAGAGGGAGAAGGCCUGUAUGAAAUGGUUAAAAUAAAUAUAUGCAAAGGCUCCUCUGGCCAACCUGACACAAGCAUCGGACAUAUGAUACAGAUGCAUGGAAAAUACUAUGUGUUAAAGCAUAAAAACUAAGAUUAAAAAUUAAGAAGUACAUGAUAUAAGUCUUACCUCUCUGCUGCAGUUAUCAGUGUCCUAGAUCAUCCCAGAUCAACCACAGCUGAGGCACAGCAGCGACAGAGGGAAACAAUACAGAGACCACAUCCUCCUGUGUUGGUGCUUUUUCAAAAAUAGACCCUCCGACUGCACAGUCAGAGAGCAUGUGCUGCAAAACAGGAACUGCAUGAGUCUGUAGGCUAAGGUGGUUUACAUUAGACCAUCUACUUAUGUCAUAGGAGGAGUCUGGCUGAAAUGGUUUGUAACUGUUCUACCUUUUAUUUUACUUUAUUAUAGGAUGCCCAUUAGCUGUGUCCUUAUGCACAGUUACUUCUCCUCAGGUCCACAUUUAAAAACAUACAUUAAACAUUACAGUCAACAUAAAUGAUGAACAUAAGCGUAUAUUAGGCUAAAGAAUUAGUAAAACUCACACUUAUACGUGCCAAUGAAUAAGCUUACACCGAUGACUCUUAACAUAGAAACCAGAAAAAAAGUUGAGGCUACAUGAAGGUUUGAAACCAGUUUCAUGUUAUAGUAAGUAAAAGAAAAUGGCUAAUGAGCGACUUAUCGUGGGAGACACAUACUGCAAAAUGAAAAAAAGGAAAGUAAAAGUGAUGAAAUUGUUAUUUGAGCCCAAAUUAUUUGUAAAAUAACAACAAUGUUAUGACUUAACUACAUUCAUCCCAAUUUAAAGGGGUACUAUGCAGUUUUGACCAUUUAUUUGCUGUUUUCUGGCUUUUUGCCGGCAGGUUUCUCUACAGAGCCCCCCCACCCCUAAGGUAAAUUGUGCUAAAAAAAAAAGAAUUAACUCAGUGUCCUCUCCCCCUGCUCAGAUGGACAGUUUGUCUCUCAGAAAAUACUGUAUACAACAAAUGUUUGAGCAACAAAUUUACUUCCACUUGCAAAUUCAGCAAAGUAUAUUGAUUUCUGCAACAUGACAAAAAAACUGUUUCAUGUUUAAAAAUGGCUCACGAGCGAUUUGUCCUGGCAGAUAACUGUUAUUUGAGCCCAGAUUAUUUGAAAAAUAACUUGACUUAAUGACCCAACCACAUUCUUCCCUAUUUAAGGGUUAACAAAAUGUCCUCUCCCCUUGUUCAGAUGGACAGUUUGUCUUUCACAAAAGAGUACAUAUAGGCUAAGUCUACAACAAAUACUUGAAAAUGAAUAAAUUCCUGCAUGGCAACAUGGCAAUAAGAAAAUAACUAAUUUGUGAUGAAGAUGUCAUGUGUUUAAGGCCAAUUAAUUAGGCUAUGAAUAAAUGUGUUACUAAUUUUUCAAAGCACAAGAUUUCAGUGCAUCAGAUUUCUCUUUAUUGGGACUAAAGUAGUGUAUUUUUUUUUUUUUUUACCUGCAGUGCAAAUAAUCUGCCGGAAGAUGUCGCCGCUCUCUCUCCCCCUCCGCAGAGACACUCAAAAGGCUCCGACUCCUCUCCUCUGAAUGAGUGGACCCCCUUUUCCCUUUUAUAACAGAGAGGGAAUGGGACAGAAAGAGAGAGAGAGAGGUGGGCAGAGGUGUGACUGAGAGGACAGGCAGAGGCAGAGGGAGACUCAGAGCCAGCUGGGCUUUUGCCAUAUCUUAUUUUUAUUUAGGAAUCUCAAAGAGAGAGAGAGAGGGAGAGAGAGAGAGAAAAGGGGGAGAAAGGCUGAAGUACUAUAGCAGUAGUUUUUCGUGCGUAAAGGGGAUAGGUUGUUCUCCAAAUUCUUAGGAGUUGUGCUUCACUUUCAGACUGAGCCGUUUAUUUGCAGGCAGUGUCCUGGGUUUCUUUGCCUCCGCUAGAGUCCCUGCGGUGCACGGAUUACAAUGCAAAGGAUUGUGGAGGUUUGGGUCACCUUGGUGACAGUUUGCGCGCUGACCGAGGGGGUCUUUGGAGGAUACGGGCUGAGCAUGUUUGCUGCGCAGUCUUCCCCUCCGGACCCGUGCUACGACGAGAACGGGAACCCUCGGCGGUGCAUCCCCGACUUCGUCAACUCCGCUUUCGGAAAGGACGUGCGCGUGUCCAGCACCUGCGGCAGCCCCGCCGCCAGGUACUGCGUGGUGGCCGAGAAGGGCGAGGAGCGGACGCGGGACUGUCACACGUGCGACGCCGCGGAUCCCAAGAAGUCCCGUCCGCCCGCGUAUUUAACAGACCUCAACAACCCGCACAACCUCACCUGCUGGCAGUCCGAAAACUACGCGCAGUAUCCGCAGAACGUCACGCUCACCUUGUCGCUCGGGAAAAAGUUCGAGGUCACCUACGUGAGCCUGCAGUUCUGCUCACCCAGACCCGAAUCCAUGGCGAUCUACAAGUCCAUGGACUACGGCAAGUCGUGGGUGCCGUUCCAGUAUUAUUCCACUCAGUGCAAGAAAAUGUACAGCAGGCAGAACAAGGCGGCGAUUACUAAGCAGAACGAACAAGAGGCCAUCUGCACGGACUCCCACACGGACAUGCACCCGCUGACGGGCGGACUCAUCGCCUUCAGCACGCUGGACGGCCGUCCGUCGGCGCACGACUUCGACAACUCCCCGGUGCUGCAGGACUGGGUGACGGCCACCGACAUCAAGGUGAUCUUCAGCCAGCUGCACACCUUCGGAGACGAGAACGAGGACGACUCGGAGCUGGCCCGCGACUCGUACUUUUACGCCGUGUCGGACCUGCAGGUCGGAGGACGGUGCAAGUGCAACGGGCACGCUUCAAAAUGCGUCAAGGACAGGGACGGGAAUCUGGUCUGCGAGUGCAAACACAACACGGCGGGACCGGAGUGCGACAGGUGCAAACCUUUCCACUACGACCGACCAUGGCAGCGCGCCACGGCCCGGGAAGCCAACGAGUGUGUCGCAUGCCACUGUAACCUGCAUGCCCGCCGCUGUCGUUUCAACAUGGAGCUGUACAAGCUGUCAGGCCGGAGAAGUGGCGGCGUCUGUCUCAACUGUCGACACAACACGGCGGGACGCCAUUGCCAUUACUGCAAGGAGGGUUACUACAGGGACAUGACCAAGUCCAUCUCUCACCGGAGGGCUUGCAAAGCGUGUGAUUGCCAUCCAGUUGGAGCAGCAGGGAAGACGUGUAACCAGACAACAGGCCAAUGCCCCUGCAAGGAUGGAGUGACGGGAAUCACCUGUAACCGCUGUGCCAAGGGCUACCAGCAGAGCCGCUCUCCCAUCGCCCCCUGCAUCAAGAUCCCAGUUGCAUCUCCGACAGCAACAUACACCAGCUACGAGGAGCCGUCAGAUUGUGAAUCUCACUGCAAAGCGUCCAAGGGAAAGAUGAAGAUCACCAUGAAGAAGUACUGUAAAAAAGACUACGCUGUCCAGGCGCACGUUCUGAAAGGAGACAAGGCCGGCGAGUGGUGGAAGUUCACCGUCAACAUCAUCUCCGUCUACAAACAAGGCGAGCACCGCAUCCGCCGCGGCGACCAGCUGCUGUGGGUGCGCGCCAAGGACGUGGUCUGUAAGUGCCCCAAGAUCAAGCCCGGGAGGAAGUACCUGCUCCUGGGCACAGACGACGAUUCCCCCGGGCAGAGCGGCGUGGUGGCGGACAAGGGAAGCCUGCUCAUCCCGUGGAAGGACCUGUGGGGCCGCCGGCUGAGGAAGUUCCAACAGCGUGACAAGAGGGGAAAGUGCUAAGAGUUUCACUAGAGAGAGAGAGAGAGAGAGAGAGAGAGAGAGAGAGAGGGGUGGAGGCAAAACAGCGUCUCCACUGCGAUGAAUGCAAGGAAGAGGAGAGGAUGAAUGAAAAAAUAAAUAAACUGGAAGAAUAAAAGCUAGAAAGACAGGUGAAAAGUAGGAGAGGUGGGGAAAUGACUGAGUGCUGCUGCUCUGAGUUGGAGCGAAGAGAUUAGUGGUUUUAGGAACUUUUGUGAAGGAGCUCAUUCUACAGUUUUUGUUUUGGUUUGUCUUUCACGGUUUUGUUUGUUGUGUAAUUGCAGAGUUUGCACCUAAUGUUACAGAUAUGUCACACCUGGACUGUUUUACCCAUGAUGCCGUUGUUGUUUUUUUAAAAGUCCCUUAUUUAGUUGAUUUAAAGAGCAAUGCAUCUACCGUAUCACCCUUCUUUUGUAUUUUAAGAGGAUCUAUUUCCACUGUGCUGUGUAAAGCAUUAUCUAGUUAAAAGAAGAGACAUUUCUCGGCAUUGAGGGACUCCACUCAUGUAUGAUAAGUUGCCCUUGUAAGCUGCCAAACUUUGGAUAAACUUUUUCAACAGCUGAAAGUGAAAGAUUGUGAAAUUAUUCUGCGGAAAACCUAAUAGGUGCCAUCUUGCCUGAGAGCUCCUCUUCUCGUAUGCGAGUGAAACAGCUGGUGUUGUGGGAACAAAACGCCACGAUGAUCCUCUGGCCGCUCUGUGUAAAGAUUGUAUGUGGCGUUCCAGGCAAGUCUCUGCUCGCCGCUUAUCUAUGUAUUAGCAGUGUGUUGUGGGCGUGACCUCUGCAAUGUAAAGUAACCACACGUGCAGACAUACAUACGCGUUAUUUUUAGUAGAUGAUGCCGUAGCAUCGACUAGAUGUAGACGUGUCAACCAUGCACUUAUUUUUAGCAGUCGCAAGUUUUAGAACAUGUGAGAUACGUUCACAUGUUUAGAGGGGCAUCCAAAAAGAAAGAAAAAAAACCAUACUGUACCAUAUGAUGCAAAAAACGCUGUAUAGUUCCAACCCUGCUUGCCUCACUGAUGACUGGUCUGUAUGGAAUGAUGGUCGACUACAUGCACAUAAUAUUCCCGUUUUUGCCAUUAUUCCGACAGUAUUCCGACUAAUAUAGUUUAUAUGGCUAAUGAAAGGGAUUAUUCCACUAAUAUUCCCGUUUACAUGCAGUGUUCCACUGGUGGUGGACUUGUUCGACUGUGCGAAAGCAACCUCCCUCUUUCAUUCCUUCAACCACCUUCUGUUGAUAUCCAAGACUUUCAUAAUGUUUAAAAGUAGCUGUGUUCCUCUGUCUUUUCUUUUGGCCAUGCCUCUCUACCGCAGCCUAGUAAACUAUUGGCUGGUUGGUUUGUCUAUAGUCUACAUCCACGACGUUCCACUUCCGGGAUUGCUCUGGUGCCGCAGG